AUGGUGCUAUCGAGCAGUAAGGGGCAGAUGGAGGUGGAGUUCAUUUCUGGUACGUGCAGUCCUGCGCCGUCUUGCGGAGUUGGUGGCCUAGCCCUUCACCCCCUCGGCACGGCUGGUAGAACUCCUUGGGUCUAUGCUCGGCGGAUCGGCGGCGGGUUGGGACAGAUGGUGAUCACCCCUCAGGGCGAUCUUGAAGGGAAUGCCUCGUGUCCAGCCGCGGUCGUCGCAAUUUACCCAGUGAGAUGUUUGUGGUUUCCUUGCUGUGUUUUUGCAGGCAUUUGCCUUGCCAAUUUAUUUCCAACCCGUCAGCCCAGUGCUGCCGACCCAAUAGAGCUGGGAACCAGCAAGGUCACGGCCAAUGGAGAUCAUCUUUUCAGGACGGGCUACCCGCUGCUGACCUUGUCGGGUUCCUUUAGCGGUCCAGGACUUCAUGUUGAGGGGCGGAACAAGGACAGCGCUCUCAUUUGUGAACUCAAGAAAGUGGGCGAGCAUUGCGAGUGCUUUGUGCUGCAGUACGUCGAUGCAGGACUGGUGAUUGGCGGACUUCUGGCUGUCUUGCUGCAGAGCAGGUGGACGGAGACGGAUUCCAGUCAUGAAUAG
Messenger RNA from Cladocopium goreaui, 600 nucleotides. The record is from the annotation of a GenBank genome assembly. NCBI's taxonomy places the organism in Eukaryota, Dinophyceae, Suessiales, Symbiodiniaceae.